AUGGCGGGUGGGACCCCUUAGAAUGUACAAGACUGAGUCAACUAAACAUAACGAGGUGAGGUGGACCCCUCUUUUAGAAUUAGCAAAUGUAUAAUAAAAUGAAACAUACAUUUACACAGUAAUCUUCAAAAAUACAUUAUCACAUGAAUGUAGUCGUGAGUGUUUCACACAUUUCAGUUUACCCUCUGAUUCUGAACAGCUCUUCUGUCAGGUGUCAAAGAAUGGGGGAAAUAAUUUCAGCUGUCAUAUUUUGACAAUCAUUAUUAUAGUGGCCAGCGUGAAGUUAACAUCGAGAUAUUUCGUAAAACUGCCAUCUUUCUUGUUGUUCAUGCCAGGGGUGAUGGAGCAGGUUAAUGACCCUUUGACCAUGGUGUCGGAGUCUACUCCAGACACCGUCAGACGGCAGCGGCGCAGGGAGCUGGACGCUCGGCGGAGUAAGUCUCGUGUGCGUCUGGGGUCAUGCCUGCAGAGCUGGGGUCAGCUGAAGAACCACCUGGGAUUCUCUCUGCACUCUGAGCUCGCCAACUACCUACUGCAGAGGUAAGGCCUCAGACGAGAAUGGGCUGGUGGUGGCACUGGUAACAAACAGCAUACAGUCGUCAUGGCUCAUCUUUAUUACACAACUAUAACAUUGGAGUAAUAUGAUGUUGGCUAUUAUUCAGUUUGCUAAAUGUAUUCCCCCUCUCUUCUCUUCAGCUAUUUUUCUAAAGUGUGUGCCAAAUGCUCAGGUAAAGACAUUUUCCCAUGACAUACAGUUUUCAGUUUCAUUAAUGUGAAUAUGUAUGUCCAAAGCCUGUGUUUUUUGUAUGAUGAUGUAAACAUGUGUUUGGUCUUGGUCCACUAGACAGUAUGAAGGGGGACAAGGCUGUCUUGGUGACAUCAAGAGAAUCUCUGCAUCGCUUUGUCCUAUUGGUCCACACUCACGGGCAACAGUGCCCCUUCCCACCCACUCUCCAGUCUGACACUGCCAGAGAGAAGCAGGCAGCUGACACAGAGGAGAGACAGUCAAAGGGAGAGACAGUGAAGCAGAGAACAGGCCCAAUGCAUUUACCACCUCAGACAGGUGUGAAGGACUGUAGCUCUCCAGAGGAGGGCCUCUCCCCAUGUGCUCAGGGGAAGGAAAUGAGAGAACCCUCGGAUGUGUUAGAGGCAGAACUGUGUCUGCGCUAUGUUUGUGAGGGAGGGCAUCUGCUUUCAUGGCAACCUAGUCAGAAUGGCUGUGAUGACGAGAAGGGGGCAGGAGAGAGGGAAGGAGAGACUGUGGAGGGGGAUAUUACCCCUGCAGGUCCAACUAGGUCCAAAGGGAGGAGAGGAGCUAUGGAGCCCAAGAAGGAGAGUGUCACAGGGAUGGGUCAUCUUACUGUGAGGAGGACUAGGGGUCGUGGUGGAGCAAGGUCUGUGGUGACCCAAGAGGAGGCACAGCAGCCAGGAGAGGAGAUGAUGGACCUGACAACCAUAACCUCUGGAGAGAGCAACUCAAGAGGUUCAUUAAGAAAUAUUAUUUUGAAUUUCCUGAUUAGUUCUGAAAUGCCAGUGUUGACUCAACAUCACUAUGUUGUUUGGUCACAUCCAGAAAAUGAGAAUACACAGGAAGUGUCAGUGGCAGGAAGUAACACAUUGCCAGCAGAGUCCUUGCAGUCAUUGGAGGAUUGGUAAAGUUGAAUAGUUUGCUUCAUGCACAACUCCUUGGAUGAAUUUGUUGUUGAAAUCAUAAUCAACCCAACCUCAUGGUGAUCUAAUUUGAUAUUUUCAUAGGCGGCUGCCUAUGGAAUGUGAUGAUCAUGAUGAUGAUAAAGAGCACAACCCCGACAACAUCACUGGAGAGAAGGAUGACCCUUCACCCGGCAGGUUUUAAUUGCACAGUUUAAUCAUCUAAGAAGGAAAUAAAAUGUGAAUGAACAUGUUGGAAAAAUUAAUGACCACUUUAUUGAACUUCAUAGUGAUGUAAUUGUAGCACACGAGAACCUGAAGGGGGACACAGAGUAAAGCAGUUCAGUCAGAGGCAGAGAGGCUGCGUUUACACAGGCAGCCCAAUUCUGAUCUUUUUUUCACUAAUUGAUCUUUUGACCAAUCAGAUCAGCUCUGAUCAGAUUUGAAAAGAUCUUUGUGAUUGGUCAAAAGGCCAAUUAGUGGAAAAAAGAUCAGAAUAGGGCUGCCAGUGUAAACACAGCCAGAGAGAGAUACAGUAAGUCGGGGACAAGGAGAGGUGGCUUUUGAUAGCAACGGGUGGCUUUUGAUAGUAUUUUCUCACACUUCCUUAAUUUGCCAGAUUGAAUUAUAUGAUUAAAACGAUUAAAUGGAUAUUCAAGUAAAAGAUUAUUGAGAUGAAAGUCAUGAAAGCGAACAUGGUUAAAAGGAUUCCUAUUACCACAUACUGUGCAAUAAAUGUAAUACAUUUUCUUUCAUUUGAUUUGGAUUUUAUAGACCGGAGCCAGCCGACAAUGUUUCUCAGAUUGUCAGCAAAAAGAAAAGGUUUGUGCAUUAUCACAUAAAAGUUAUUGUCUAGAUUACUGUUUAUUACUAAUUUAUGUAUUUCUCACUUGUAUAUUUCCAUCUGUUUACUGUUUACUGUUCAUCCUAAUUUAAUGUUCCCAGAAAAACAACACCCAAAGCAAUCUUGCCUUGUGAGUUUGACGGCUGUGGGAAGAUCUUCUCCUCUCGGCAGUACCUCAAUGUGAGUUCACCAGUAUAGCUGAAGAUGACCUCUUACAAUCUACUUAUUAAGGUAAAAUACACAAAACUCCAUUAUAUCUUAUCUCACCCUUAAUGAAGCAUCAUAUGAAGUACCAGCACUUCCACCAGAGGACGUUCACCUGCUCUCACACUCCCUGUGGGAAGUCCUUCAACUUCAAGAAGCACCUGAAAGAGCAUGAGAAACUGCACAGCAGUGAGGCGUAACAUUUCACUUCUAGGAUUCUUCAUUAUCAUCCUUUGCUUCUGCUCAUCAUGCUGAAAUAAUGAUUGUCUGAGUAGCUAUUUGUAGGGACUUGUGUUUCUUCAGUCGUAUAGUCAGGAAGAACUCAGGGCCCUAACUGUUUGAUAUAAAGUACAGAGCAACCACAUAUGCUCUGAACCUGGUACUGUAUGUAAUCACUCGUUCUGGCUUUUGUGUAUUGAGACCAGAGGGACUUCAUCUGUGAGUUCUGUGCCCGGGCGUUCCGCACCAACAGCCACCUUCUCAUCCACCGCCGCAUCCACACCGGAGAGAAACCUAUACAGUGAGUAUUCUCUGGCAUACUGUUUGUCGAGAGUAGUAACACUAUUAUUAGGACUUCUACUAUGGAUCCUGUAUAUAUUAUAUAACACUCUUUCUGUACAUCUGUAGUGAUCCUUAUGAGUGUUCAUCCCUCGUCCUCUCUCCCUCUCUACCAGGUGUGAGGUGUGUGGCUUCACCUGCCGCCAGAAGGCCUCUCUCAACUGGCACAUGAAGAAGCACAACGCUGAGAGCAGUUACCAGUUCCCCUGUGAGGUCUGCGGCCGGCGCUUUGAGAAGAGUUACAACCUGACCGCUCACCACCGCAAAAGUCACCCUGACCCUGACUAGACCUUGAGCCUCACCAUCACCACCAUCCCCAACACUGACUCACGCUCCUUCCCUGUCCCUGCACUGCAAUGACCACACCACCACAGGCACAGCAACAGACGACUGCUUUAUCCUUGGCGUGACAUGAAACAAUGAUGCUGUGUUUUGCCCAAUGUUUACACCUGUAGAAAGUGUAUGCAGCCAGCCAAUGGCUUGGCAGGGUCACUCUAUUGACUGUAAAUAAUGCCCCCUUUGGUCUUUUGUGACCCAAAUGGCCAGCAGGUCAGUGGCUCCUAUGCAGUCCAUGGACAAUGUUCAUACUGAAUACAAGCAGUCACCCCUUCGUCCCUGUGUGUGUUUUUGUUACAUGACCCAAUGUUUUUUUGUAAAGAAGGGUAAUGAUUGAGAAGACCAUCUUUGGGUGUUGCUUUUGUAUAAAUCUAUUACUAUAUAGCUUUAUUUAUGAGGAAGGUACAGUAUGUCAAAGGGAAGGAAGGGGGGAAAUAAAAC
Coregonus sp. 'balchen' is the source of this 4033-nucleotide messenger RNA. NCBI's taxonomy places the organism in Eukaryota, Metazoa, Chordata, Actinopteri, Salmoniformes, Salmonidae. The record is from the annotation of a GenBank genome assembly.